Messenger RNA from Pocillopora meandrina, 2590 nucleotides. The record is from the annotation of a GenBank genome assembly. NCBI's taxonomy places the organism in Eukaryota, Metazoa, Cnidaria, Anthozoa, Scleractinia, Pocilloporidae.
GUACGUCGUAAGAUGUGAAACGGGAAGUGACAGUGCUUAGACGUCUGAUUCUUUAUUGAAAGCGACUACACUUUGCAUCAGCGUAUAGGAAAAUGUUCCGUGAGUUAAACUUUCUCUUUAUCACUCCUGAGAUUUGUUUCCUGUAGCAGGUGUCAUAGUGAAGUAUCAUAUUUCUUCUCAUUAACUACCAUCCUCACCUUUCAAUUUGCCUAAAAGUAAUUAAUUCGUGUGCCUUGAAGUCGAGCAUUCUUUAUUUUAAGAGAUCUGCAGAGUUGAAGAAAUUAGAUCUCCUUGAAAAACACUUCCUUUAAGCAUCUUUCUCAUUAUGUGAGAAUGUACUUCUCUUUUGUUGGCUGACGAGAGUUUGAAUUGCCUACAGUUUAGGGUAAGGAAUUCAGGUCCAUGCCAUGUUUUCAAGAUAAUGAAGGGGUUGUUCUUCAUAACAGUUUUUGCUUGUCUGGAGUUGGCAGCCGCAGGUAAGAUAAACUCCAAUUUAAUUACAAGAACGCUCCGCUGAUCUUCUUUGUCCAACAAUCGUGAUGUUAAUAGUUUUUUUUCGGAUGGUUAACCUUUACUGGUACUAAACUCAACCAGGUGGAACAUGUGAAGCCCCAACAUCAUAUGUCAUCGCUUUUAUUUUUAUGUAGCUUUCUUAAUUUUUCUCGUCCUCAAGCAAACUGUUUGAGUGUUACUUUUACGGAAAUUGGCCGGUUUGGUUUAAUAUCAUUCAAAUAAGGAAUCAAAGCUAGGUAUUACCUGAUUGCUUCAGUCUUGAAUCAAUUUUCUCAACAGCUUAGAAAAUGUAAUUGUAGAAAAAUGAUAAUCAUUUACCUUUUUCGCUUGGAACGGCAUGAUUUUAACCGAUUUUACCAGUUUUGUCUAAUAAUAUAACCCAGUGAAAGAAUUAGAUGAAAUAUUUUAUCAUAUCAAUAGCGGAUUCUUUAAUAAGUAUUAGGUAUAAUACCACUAUACUGAAUGCCGGCGGGAUACAAUUUAUAUUGAAUACUUAUUUUUUCUUCGAGUUUAUGACCUUUUGUUUUGUUAGUCGAAUGCUUUUGAUAACGAAUUACUACACAAAUUGCUCAUCCUAUUUUAUGUAGCAUGAAAGUUCUUACCGGUUUUUAAAUUGACUAAAUUCUUUCUCCAACUUCCAUAGAAAAGAUACAAAAACGUGAAUUGAAAAUUGACAGAAGAAGCCCUUGGGAAUAUGGUAUGUUGCUCUAAAUUCGUGUUGCAUGACAGCCUUAGUGGCAACUACUUCUGAAAGGAGAAGUUUACAACAGAAACCAUACGAUUUUUAUUUCUGCCUUUCAGAGUAUUUGUAAAAUUUGAAAUUACUGUCGAAAACAUUAAACGAAGGACGCCGCUAUUCAAGUGUUUUUCAGCUACCUAGCCCCUUACCGCUUACGCAUCAAAAUUUCUUUUUUCCAUCUUGAACAUUCAGGAGCUAAAACUAAAGAUUUUAUUGACUCAAAUUACGAUUUUUUCUGAUAUACGGUUGCAAUUGUCAAAGGUUACUUACAGCAACCUUGUUAUCAUUUACAAGGUUGUAAAUUUGACCUAAAGGUUUGGUUUGCUCAUCUAUCGUUCAUCGAUUUCUUGUUCAUGGGUGUACGUACUGUUUUAACGGAUUGCCGACAGUCCAAUAGCUAUAUGAAGGAGAUUCCCCAGAGGUGACCUCUAAUGGUAAAUAAUGCUAUUACCCAUGCAGCGAAUAUGUUGUCCAUUUACGGCUGCAUGUUGCCAACUAUCAAGUGUUGUCACAAUAACAACCAAUUCUCGUAUUGUCUUGCAGCUUUGCUUAAAUAUCUUCUAGGAGACCCCAGAGGAAACCGUAAGUUUCCAUAACUUUUGUCCACUAUCGUGGAUAUUUCUUUUAUUCUCAAAGUAUUUGUGUAAGGAUGUCACUCAGUGAAAUGACCUCUCUUCCAGCAAACACAGCGAAGGCUUUGAAAGGGGAAAGGAGAACUACUAGACUGCACAGAUUGUGCUCUGGGAAAAUUCAACUUCGUGAUAAAUGGAUCAAGGACACGUCCGUUUACGACAAAAUUAUUUGCGGCAUGUUCACAAGACAAGAUGAGUACAAGAAGCAUGAAGAGCACGUGGCGAGGAUAUUAAUGGGAAAAACUAAUAGAAAGACUUUGGAUGAACAGAAAGAUGAACUGAUCAGAGCUGUUAAUCGGAUGGUAAAGGCAGCCGGCCCUAUUCCUAUUAUUAAGAUCAAGGGCAAAUGAACGGGAAAGAGGAGCCAUUAAAUCAGUUCAGGAAGUUAAUAACAGUGUGGACAACAGAAAACCACUAAAGCAGCAAAGGGUUCUACAAAGCCCCUAAAUCUUUUGGGUAAAGUUCUGGUCACUUUCCUACUCUAUCAUUAGGUCGAUUCGAAAACCGUGUGUGACGAAACAUUUUCCCUAAUUGUAAGAUAACAGUUAUGUGUUUUUUAUAAACCUCUAAUGGGAUAAUUUAGUGGGGGAUUUUUAAUUUCUAAUAAACAAGACCGCACCAAUAGAACCCGAAGGCAAACAUUUCUUUCUCUUUUACUUUCCAUUUAAGUUUGGACAAAAAUUGUUAUUCAGACGGUCAGUGCCUG